AGGAAGGCGCCAAAGAGCAUGGCACGUGCCAACGGAGGCCAUUGGCACGAGUGUCGGACGGCCAUGAUUUUCAGCCGACCCUCUCCCUCCCUUCGACCCAAGUUUGAAAAAAACGGCUACCCACCGCCAUUGCCCACCGCUCCCCUUUCCGUCUGCACUCUGCACCUUCACUCCCUCGAACUCGUCUUCUUCCCCGAUUUGGCUUCCCGACGUCGACUAUAAAUUUCCGUGCGCCGGAGGCCCCUUCUCACGGCGACAACGGUUAGUUGCUGGUUCUUCCGACGGGAGUCGGAGGGAGAGAGAAUUUCGGAGAUGGGGAUCGCCUUGUGGGCUACGUUCCCGUGGUUCUUCCUCUCUGCUCUCUGUUCCGUCCUCUCCGCCGGUGGUCGAGACGAGAGAACGUUCAUCGUAAGAGUCCAGAGCGACCUUAAGCCCUCCGCCUUUGCCUCCCACGAGCGCUGGUACCAGUCCUCCCUCAGGAACGUGAAACCCGCAGAGCAAGUGGCGGCGGAGGACGAAGAAGGCACCGGAAUUCUGCAUGUGUAUGAUACGGUUUUUCAUGGGUUCUCUGCGAGGAUGACGCCGGAGGAGGCGGAGGAGAUGGGGAAGAACCCGGCGGUCCUCAAGGUUAUUCCGGACGGGGUUAUGCGGCUGCACACCACGCGCUCCCCGGAGUUCCUCGGCCUCGUUCCUCGGUCAGACAGGCUUCUGGGGCUCUCGAGGUACGGGUCCGACAUCGUGAUCGGCGUCCUGGACUCCGGCAUCUGGCCGGAGAGGCGGAGCUUCUCCGACCGAGGUCUCGGCCCUGUUCCCGCCAAAUGGAAGGGAGUGUGCGAGGAGGGAAAGGAUUUCCCGAAGACGUCAUGUAACCGAAAGCUGGUUGGAGCCAGAAUGUUUCCGACGGGUUAUCAGGCCGAAAAGCGCGGGAAGAUAAAUGAAUCAGAGGUACUCUCCCCCAGAGACACUAUGGGCCACGGCACGCACACUGCUUCUACAGCCGCCGGAAGGCGCGUUUCGCGGGCAUCACUGCUCGGACUCGCAGGAGGCGUCGCCUCCGGUAUGGCGCCCAGGUCGCGAAUUGCUGUUUACAAGAUCUGCUGGGGCGCCUCCUCGUGCCACCGCUCAGACAUCCUAGCGGCCUUCGACCGUGCCGUGGGGGACGGCGUCGAUGUCAUCUCCAUCUCCGUCGGAGGCGGCUACGCCUUACCCUUCGACACUGAUCCGAUCGCGAUCGGCUCCUUCGCGGCCACGGCUGCCGGCGUCUUCGUUGCGGCCUCCGCCGGGAACGACGGCCCCGGCUCGAUGACCGUCGACAACGUCUCCCCAUGGAUCACGACCGUCGGAGCUGGUACCCUGGACCGCAACUUCCCUGCGGACGUCAUACUCGGCGACGGCCGGGUUUUCCCCGGAGAGUCCCUCUACCGCGGUCCCGGAACAGCGGGGAACCAAUCGUUCCCGAUCGUCCUCGCGAAGAACGUGGCGGCCGCCGGGAAGGAAUUCACGGCCCCGCUCUGCAUGGACGGUACGCUCGACCCAGCAAAGGCGGCCGGGAAGAUCGUCAUAUGCGAAAGGGGUGGCAUCGACCGGAUCGUGAAGUCGGAGGUCGUGCGGAAGGCCGGCGGCGCCGGAGCGAUCAUCGGGAACGGGAACUACCAGGGUGGGGAGGAGCCAAUCCCGGACCCGUACCUGCUACCGACGGUCUCCGUUGGGUCGGGGGCGUCCCUCGAGAUCCGAUUCUACGCCAUGACCAAACCCAACGGGACCGCUAGGCUCGUCUUCCGCGGGACCCACGUCGGCGCCCAGCCUGCGCCCAUGGUGGCGGCCUUCUCCGCGCGCGGGCCCGUCGCCGGCGUGCCCGAGCUCUUCAAGCCCGACCUGAUCGCGCCGGGAGUCAGCAUCCUGGCCGCCUGGCCCGACGGGUUGGGGCCCAGCGGACUCUCGUCCGAUACCCGCCGGACAGAGUUCAAUAUCUACUCCGGCACCUCCAUGUCCUGCCCGCACGUAUCCGGCAUCGCUGCCCUGCUCAAGGGGGCUCACCCGGACUGGUCGCCGGCUGCAAUCCGGUCGGCAAUGAUGACCACGGCCUACUCGACGGACCGCGCCGGGUCGCCGAUCGCCGAUGCCAACUCGCGAAAGCCGGCAACCGUCCUCGAUUUUGGAUCCGGGCACGUGAACCCGGAGCGGGCUGUGGAUCCAGGUCUCGUGUAUGACAUAUCACCUGAGGACUACGUGCAAUUCCUGUGCGACUCGAACUACACGGAGAAGGAGAUAAGGGUAAUUACAGGAAAAGGCGGGGCAUGUUCCGGGAAGAAGAAGGGGAGGCCGGCGGACCUGAACUACCCCGCUAUCGCGGUCCAGUUCGACCAGGGUCCGAAGGCGAACGGGUCGCUCGGGGCGGUGGAGCUUGUCCGUACCGUGACCAACGUGGCGGAAGGUAGCUCGCGGUACGCCGUGGAGGUGGUUCCGCCUAAGGGUACCAGUGUGGUGGUGGAGCCGACGGAGUUGGUGUUCGGGGGCAGGAAGGAGAAGAAGGGGUACCGGGUGAGGGUGGAGGCGCGGUGCGUGAACUUCACGGACGGUAUAUACAAGUACGAAUGGGGGUCGCUCACCUGGAGGGACGGUAGGCACACCGUAAGGAGCCCCGUCUUGGUGACGUGGAUACAGAAAUGCUGUUGACCGUUAUUUUCUCCAUCACUUUUUACAGAAACGUUGAUAUGUGCACCAAAGUUUUCUGAUUUUUCAAAUACAAUCAAUGUUCUAUUCUACGCUCUUAACCACAUUUAAGGAAGGAUAAUGGGUAUACCAAAUUUAUGCUGGGUAAAUCUUU
Messenger RNA from Nymphaea colorata (pocket water lily), 2827 nucleotides. Its product is annotated as subtilisin-like protease SBT1.5. The record is from RefSeq and is a predicted model, not a curated record. The transcript has a single exon. NCBI's taxonomy places the organism in Eukaryota, Viridiplantae, Streptophyta, Magnoliopsida, Nymphaeales, Nymphaeaceae. Gene Ontology annotation, biological process: proteolysis. The coding region runs from base 313 to 2676 and encodes 787 amino acids. Gene Ontology annotation, molecular function: serine-type endopeptidase activity.